AUGAAGUGUCCGACUAUCUCUGCCAUCUGCGUCCUCGCGCUUGCGGUUCUCGCCUUCGCUGACGACAAAAAGACGCGCGAAGACCUGCGAUCAUGCGUGACUCAACAACUUCGUGAUGACAAUCAAGUUGCAAUUAAGGACAACAAACUCAGCAAAAGCGAGCUUUCCAAGCUUGAAUCUCUGAUCAAUCACGAGGUUGACCAGAUUCCUCUGCGGAAAUACGACGAUCAGAAGCAGCAAAACUCUAUCAACAACAUCAAAGAAGCCGCAGUAGACUCUCUGCCAAGUGUUUCAACUGAAACGCUGCAUGAAGUUUUGUUUAAACUGAAAGCAACAGCUGGGUAUUGUGUGACCGACUUGAAAAUAAACACAAAGUAG
Messenger RNA from Penicillium brevicompactum, 378 nucleotides. RefSeq lists its product as uncharacterized. Lineage: Eukaryota; Fungi; Ascomycota; Eurotiomycetes; Eurotiales; Aspergillaceae. The record is from RefSeq and is a predicted model, not a curated record. The transcript has a single exon. The coding region runs from base 1 to 378 and encodes 125 amino acids.